Messenger RNA from Styela clava, 1966 nucleotides. Its product is annotated as syntaxin-17-like. The record is from RefSeq and is a predicted model, not a curated record. Gene Ontology annotation, molecular function: SNAP receptor activity; SNARE binding. Gene Ontology annotation, cellular component: endomembrane system; SNARE complex. NCBI's taxonomy places the organism in Eukaryota, Metazoa, Chordata, Ascidiacea, Stolidobranchia, Styelidae. Gene Ontology annotation, biological process: intracellular protein transport; vesicle fusion.
UGAAAUUUGUUUUAAAAGAUUCAACUUUGGCACUAUGAAUUGGAAACUCCCGGAUUUAUUCAGGAAUCCGUUGGAUUUUAUAAACACAAACAAAAAACCACCAGAACAGGUCAAUGGUGAACUUUUAGAUGACGAAGAGGAUGAUUUAGGAAUAAAACUCGUACAACACAAAGGAACUGUACCAUUUCGAAGAGUUGAAAGCUCUGUACACACAUUUGUUAAUGUAGCAUUACCAGCCGAUUUGGACAGGCUUCACAGACAUCAAUGCAAUAUUAGAAAAUGGAGAAAGUCAAAAGAAUUUUGGAAAUUACAAGAAGAAUAUAUAAAUUCUGGCAGAACGGUACAACAACUGACUAGAAAUAUUAAUGAAAUGGAAUUACUUCGGGCUAGAGUUAUUGAAGAAGAUUUACCUAUUUUUGACCAACAUUUGGAUUUGGCGAAAGAAAAAGCGAAAGCAUCUAUAAAUGAAUUUUUAGAAAUACAUGAUGAAGGAUUAAAAAGUGACGGAUCAAUUGUAGGUUCCUUGGAUCAACGAAGCAGUAAAGAUAAUCCUGAAACUGUUGGUAACAGACUAUUACAGUCUUCUGUUUCAGGUAAAUCUAGUUCAAGCCAUACAGUUGAUCAUUUUGUAUCAAACUACCACGGCUCUAGUGAAAAUGUAUCCAAUAUGCCUGAAGAAAAAAACAUACAUGAGGAUGCAUUUGUGCAGUUGCGUGGUAAUAGACUUGUCAUAGAGUCAAGUUGUUCUAGCAGAGGGGACUUAAAUGAAUAUGGGGCGUACGAAAAACAAGUUGAUGACACAUCUUCUGCAGAAGAAGCAGAUGAAUCAAAUUUCCAAAUCUUAGAAUUGGAAAGUCGGCAGGAGGAAGCAAAUGUUGAGGAAUGGUGGGAUAAAUUACGAAAAGACAUUGUGGAUUUAAACACAGUAAUGAACGAUUUUUCUUCCCUUGUUCAUGAUCAGGGUAAGAUGGUGGAUGACAUAUCAAGUAAUAUUGAAGACGCUGAAACUAAUAUAAACGAAGGGAAAUCACAAUUAAGAAAAGCAACAAUACUAAAAGCUGCCAUGUUUCCAAUUUUAGGUGCUGUCGUUGGUGGUGCUGUAGGAGGUCCAAUUGGGAUGGUCGCAGGAUUUAAGCUUGGGAGUGUCACGACAGGCCUAGCAGCAGCUGGUGUCACUGGAACUAUAAUUGGUUCAAGGGGUAAAGCUCUCAAAAAGAGGCAAGAUGCUAAUAGUUUUGAAAUGAAAGAGAUAAAACAAAAACACGAAGAAACUGACAAUGUUAUUGAUGAUGAUACUACAACAUAGCAGUACAUAUUUCACAAUUUGAAAUUUUAUUCGUUUCGUUGAAUACAUGACUAUGUUACCAUAUUUCAACUAUACUUUCAAAUUGUUUCUGUAUGAUUAAUCAGUAUUUAUUUGAAUUGAAAUUUAAAAACAUGACAAUUGUAUUAAAUUUAGAGUUUUGAAGUUUCCACCGAGUGACACAUACCAAAUAUGUUUUUGAUUCAACCAACUGCUUGGUAAUCUUCUGCACUUAUAUAUACCUAUUUUCCUCCAUCGUUGGCUUCCUCAUUUUUAUAGUCUCUCCCCUGCUUUGAUUGCUUUGUGUUAAUUAGGACUGGCACCUUCAUGCUUUAAAAAGGAUGUUAUGUUGUUGAAAUUUUCGAAAUGCUUUAUAACUAUGGGUUGGUAAUAUUUGUUAAAUAAAUUCUGAUCUCAAUCAUACUAGAAAUUUUGAUACAUUGUUAACAAAUUAUACACCCGAUUUAAAAAAAUAGUAAAAAUUUGGAUUAAACUUUUAUUUGUAAUGUUAGAAAUUCUGUCUGUCACUUGUGUAACAAUCAGUUAUCAUUUGUUCAUGAAUUCUUUGAUAGUUGCUUAUUGAAUUUUGUUAUGCCUUCUCGCCUGCCUAGUAUUAUUUAUGUUUAAAUUUUGAUUUAAAAUAGUAUAUGUUUCUUUUCAUAG